AUGUCUGACACCCAACCCUGGCUACCCAGUUCCCCUGAAUGGCUUGAGGCAAUUGCGCUACAUCAGCAGAGAGAAUUCAAUCAACUCCUUGAUGAACUUGAGCACCGUGCAAUAUCACGUCAGUUUGAAGUUGAAAAGAUGGGGCUUCCAAGGACAGAUUACAAAACCCGUCAGCAAAUAUCGUCCUUAUUAGCAAAGCGGGGAAAAUCACUGAGCUCCAUGCUGGAGAAAUACAAUUGUCUAGCCACUGCCAUGAACCCUCCCAAACCAAGACUGAGCUGGGAUGAUGUCAUCAGCCUCGAAUUCCUUUCUGAUAUCGUGAUCUUGCAGGGCCGUGACGAUGUACACCAGAAGCCAUGGGCAAAGCCCCUUCUUUGUAACGCCACUCGAGCUUGGUAUAAGUUGCAACAGGCCUGUGAAGAGAUCGAAACUGUCAGCCUUGAGGCUCGUCGGGUAUGGGCUGCAAUGGAAUGCGAGGAAACUCACCUGCGGGGGGCUAUUGAGAAUACACCGUUGACCGAUCCCGCUCUAGCCGAAUACAUCUCCAUUACCUCUCGAUACCACUGCAAUGUCAAUGUGCACCUACACGCCAAACUCACUCAGUUGGAUAAGGUUGCACACUUUCUAACUCAAAGGGAAGAAAGGCCACCAGCAAGCCCCGCCCCCAUGAAGCUCCAGGCAAUCUAA
Cantharellus anzutake is the source of this 687-nucleotide messenger RNA. RefSeq lists its product as uncharacterized. The coding region runs from base 1 to 687 and encodes 228 amino acids. The transcript has 2 exons. NCBI's taxonomy places the organism in Eukaryota, Fungi, Basidiomycota, Agaricomycetes, Cantharellales, Hydnaceae. The record is from RefSeq and is a predicted model, not a curated record.